AACAUUUUGCUUCCCCUGUUUCGAUCGUCGAGAGUUAUCAGAGAUGAGUUCGGACGAUGAGAGAGACGAGAAGGAGCUGAGUCUUACCUCUCCUGAAGUCGUUACCAAGUACAAGAGCGCCGCUGAGAUCGUUAACAAGGCGUUGCAGGUUGUUUUAGCUGAAUGCAAACCAAAAGCUAAGAUUGUUGACAUCUGCGAGAAAGGAGAUGCUUUUAUCAAAGAGCAAACAGCGAGCAUGUACAAGAAUGCUAAGAAGAAGAUUGAGAGAGGUGUUGCUUUCCCUACAUGCAUUUCUGUGAACAACACUGUUGGUCAUUUCUCACCGCUUGCCAGUGAUGAGUCUGUGUUGGAAGAUGGUGAUAUGGUUAAAAUUGAUAUGGGAUGCCAUAUUGAUGGGUUCAUUGCUCUUGUUGGUCACACACAUGUUCUUCAAGAAGGGACUGUUACUGGGCGUAAAUCUGAUGUUAUUCGUGCCGCUAGUGAUGCAGCUGACGUUGCUUUGAGGCUCGUACGUCCUGGAAAGAAGAACACUGAUGUAACUGAAGCUAUUCAGAAGGUGGCUGCAGCUUAUGACUGCAAAAUUGUUGAAGGGGUUCUUUCCCACCAGAUGAAGCAGCAUGUGAUAGAUGGAAACAAGGUUGUGCUAAGUGUAUCCAGCCCUGAAACAACUGUUGAUGAAGUGGAAUUUGAAGAGAAUGAAGUCUAUGCAAUAGAUAUUGUGGCAAGCACUGGUGAUGGCAAGCCAAAGCUAUUAGACGAGAAGCAAACAACUAUUUACAAGAAAGAUGAGAGUGUUAACUAUCAGUUGAAGAUGAAGGCCUCCAGAUUCAUAAUCAGCGAAAUUAAACAGAACUUCCCCCGUAUGCCAUUCACUGCAAGGUCACUGGAGGAGAAAAGGGCUCGUCUUGGGCUUGUGGAGUGUGUGAACCAUGGUCAUUUGCAACCAUAUCCUGUUCUUUACGAGAAGCCUGGGGAUUUUGUUGCCCAGAUUAAGUUCACAGUUUUGCUGAUGCCAAAUGGAUCGGAUAGGAUCACUUCACAUGAACUUCAGAAGCUUGAAACUAAGACCUCUGAGGACCCUGAGAUCAAAGGGUGGUUAGCCUUGGGUAUCAAGAAGAAGAAGGGUGGUGGAAAGAAGAAGAAAGCAGCCAAGAAGGCAGGAGAGAAAGGAGAGGCUUCAACAGAGGCUGAGCCAAUGGACGCAAGUAGUAAUGCUCAAGAAUGAGUAGGAAGAUUUGUCUUUGUUUCUUUUAAAGAAUUUUUGAAACUUGAGGUACCUCUUUCUUUGUAUGUUUCGGUUUCAAGAGAGUCUCUUCUUAAACAAAAAAAAAACAACAAAAAAGAGUUUAUCAC
Molecule: messenger RNA, 1353 nt
Organism: Arabidopsis arenosa
Lineage: Eukaryota; Viridiplantae; Streptophyta; Magnoliopsida; Brassicales; Brassicaceae
Source: the annotation of a GenBank genome assembly